Cladocopium goreaui is the source of this 1893-nucleotide messenger RNA. The record is from the annotation of a GenBank genome assembly. Lineage: Eukaryota; Dinophyceae; Suessiales; Symbiodiniaceae.
AUGGAUGCCAUGAGCCCCCCAUGGCCAUUGCUGGAUUUUGCCUGGUUGUCCGGGGGUGCUUUGGCCUGGCCGCUCAUCACCUUGCUGGCCUGGUUGGAGGCCUGGACCGUUGCCGCAGUGGAAGCAGGGAAACUCGCGGAAAAUGGUGCCGCGAGCGUUUCGCCGGGAGGGCUCUUCAACUUGGCUCAGGGUCUUCGGGGAGAGUUGGUUUGUGUCGGACCCUUUUCAAUUGGCAACAUCCUAGCGAUUGGCUCAGAGUUCCGUGCCUUUGUGAGUGCAAUGGGGCGGUUCAACAAGGCGAAGGCGGCGCCGGCACCUUCUGUGAGUCGAGGUGGCCAAGAGGUGCCCGUGAAGACACUCCAGGAGCUGGUGGCCAUGCAGCCGUUGCCGUUGGGCGGUGUGUCGUGCCUUGGGCGUAUCGUGUACCAGUUCGGCUUCAGCAGUGGUCGAUAUCCGGCCACCAAAGUCGUGAUCAAAGGUGCAGGCGAAGAUGGACCCACCGUUCUUGUGAAAUUUGCCCAGGAGGCUCCGAAAUUUAGCCAGUGCCGCUAUGAUGGCAACCUCGCCGAGGAAAGAUCCUACAAUUGCAGUGUCGAUCAGUCGACGGUGCAGGUGGUGAACGAUCAUCCGCAAGCGUCGGAGUUCGCGAAGGCGGAGUUCGACGUGUUGAACCUUCACGAGCUGCCCAGGGAUGGUGCCGACUAUUAUGCGGCCGUGGGUGGGCAGAUUGUGGAGCUUGGUCCGCUGAGCGGGGAGGGCGAAAAGCACCGACGCCAAGUCAGGGUGGCGGACAUUGACAGCACCACCAAUGACCGAUACGACAUCGUCCUAUUUGAUAGCCUUGCGCAGCAUCCUCUCUUGGUGCCCAACCAGAAGAUUGUCAUUGCAGGCCUUCACGUGUCUGGAUCGGAAUUGAGAGUCUAUGCUAACCUUGGCAACAUCAUGUCGUUUGAAGAGGAGAGCACUGAGGGGCGUGCGGAGACAUGGGUGGCAGGUCUUCGCAGUCGAAAUUGUGGCACAGAUGGUGCGGAGCUGGGGGGCAAGCCGAGCACUGCGAGCAAGCAGGUGGCCAGCCCAGCAUUUCCCUUGGGCGGUUUAUGGGAAGAGUUGCGCAAGCUGUGGGAGGACAAAGAAGUCGGGAAGCUGUCUGAUGAUUUCUUCGCAGUGCCUUGCCAGAAGUUGUUGGCAGAGGCCAAGAAGGUGAAGGUGGAGUUCAUGGCGGGCGAAGGUGGUGCCAUGCAACUUCAUUUUGCACCUGCUGAUGAAGAGUUAGUUCUUGCGGCUCUGAAAGAUGGCCACAUCCAGGCAGUCAAGCCGACCAAAGGCAAUAUGGAGGAUGCAGUCAUGGAGGAUGCACAGUCUUUGAAGCCGUGCAGCAAAGCAGCAUUGCCGACACCGGGGCCUCCUUUGAAAGAGCUGCGGGCUUUCAUGCUGGAACUCUUCGAGCCUAAGUUCUUCGGUGGGGGCAACAAUGGCCGUGAUGCAGCCAAGCUUUUUCUGGGUGGGAUCAUGAGUCUCGAUUGGAAGUUUGCGCUGCCUCUGAAGCGUGGUGCGCAAUUGAAGGUGGAAUGCUGGUGCACGGCAGCUGAGCUACAAGCGUUUUCUGAGGCCGUGGUCGGCCGUGGCCUUGGGCGAGUUCGUGAAAUCACGAUGGCAGACAAGGCUUCGGAACGGCGACAGCAGGCGCAGAAGCGUUUGGCCACGGCUCAGAGCUUGGCGGCGUCUUUGCACGCAAGCAGACCGGCAGGUGGCAAUGCAUCCAAGCGACGUCGCAGCUUGGACAGGCUGGAAGAGAUCCUAUUGGUCAGUACGAGGGAAGCUGCUCAGCACCUGCAAUCUGUUCAGUCCGCCAUUGAUGCUGGCGACAUUGAUGCUGGCGAUGGUGAUGACUAG